Molecule: messenger RNA, 410 nt
Organism: Terrapene triunguis (Three-toed box turtle)
Lineage: Eukaryota; Metazoa; Chordata; Testudines; Emydidae
Product: multiple epidermal growth factor-like domains protein 8
Exons: 3
Source: RefSeq, a predicted model, not a curated record
GCCGGGCGGGCGGCCGGGGGGCGCUAUUCCCACGUGGCGGCCGUGCUGCAGGACAACGUGCUGUUGGUGGCCGGGGGGUUCAGCGGGGCCCCCCCGCGGGGACCUCGUGGCCUACAAGGUGGCCACCUUCGUCUUCCAGGUGCCCGCCCAGAACUACCACCUGGAUUACUGCUCCAUGUACUCCGAGAGCAGCACCUGUGGGAAGGACCCCGAAUGCUCCUGGUGCCUGGAUGCCUGCCAGAGCCCCGCGCCCCACAGCAACUGUCCUAGCACCGGCUGCCUGGGCCUGGCCCGGCUCCUGGUGGACUGCGAGUCCUGCCUGGCAUUUGGGGGGGCCGGGCCCCCCCUGCCCCGCGCGCCGGGGCCCUUCGGGUGGUGUGUGCAGAACGAGACCUGCAUGCCUGUCGCUG